This is a messenger RNA of Plasmodium gaboni, 2883 nucleotides long. Its product is annotated as putative DnaJ protein. Bases 1 to 2883 code for a protein of 960 amino acids. Lineage: Eukaryota; Apicomplexa; Aconoidasida; Haemosporida; Plasmodiidae. The record is from RefSeq and is a predicted model, not a curated record. The transcript has 2 exons.
AUGAAAUGUUGUAAGAAAUUUAAAUACUUUUUACCCAAAUAUAUUUUAAAUAAUGAUGAUGAAAUUCAAAACAAAUAUACCUUACAUAAAAUAUAUAAUUUGAAUAAUAAGUUUGGACAUUUUUUAAAAUUGAUCUUAUGUCUACCCUUUAUUUUGAAAACAGUAUUAUGGGUAUUUUUAACCAUAUCUGUAUUUAAUGUUUGCAUAUAUGACUUAAUAUUACCUUGUAUCGCACCGUUCGAUAGUAUAUAUUCAAGAUCAUUAUGUGAAAAUGUUAAAUCCAAAAAUUCGAACGAUACUAUUAAAGUACCUGUAUUAACAAAUAAAGUAUUUUCAUUACCAAAUGAAAAGAAAUUAACUGUAUCGGAAGAUAUAUGUGAUCAUAAUGUGAAUUUUAUUUUUACGUUUAAUGAAAAACUGAUUAACUAUUUAAAAAAAUAUAAAAUGUCGGAUGAUUAUAAACCAAUAACGUAUGUAAAAAACUAUGCUGUAUAUAAUAGUAAUAAUAAUAAAAAAGAUGAUAUUUUAGAUAGAAGAAUUUAUAAUAUAGGAAAAAAUGAAGAAGAUAUUAUUAAGACUAUGGAAAAUUUAUGGUUAGAAUUUAUGGAGAAUGAAAAAGAAAAAUAUUAUUUGUUAAAAGAUCGAUUAUCUAAAUAUAAUGAUAAGUUAAAAAUGCAAAGUAAAUGUUCAGAUGAAUAUUUUUCAAAACAAAAAUGGAAUAAUUGUAAUGAUCUUAUAUAUAAAGGUUCUAAGGAUCUUGAGGAAAAAUUAAAUAAAAUGUUUUAUGAAUGGUUUAGACAAAAAAAUUUUAAUUUAGAGGAAUAUAGACGAUUAACCGUUUUAUGUAGAAUAGGUUGGAAAGCUUUAUCUAAUUAUGUAGAAAAUGCUUGUAAAGAAAUUAUUCAUUCUGAUUUAGAUAUAAUUAAUAUGAAAAAAGGAUCCAACUUGAAUAAUGGUUUAAAUAAUAAUGAAUAUAAGAAUAGUUGUAAAAAUUCACAUUUUAAUACCUCAUCUUGUAUUCAUAAUCAGAAAUUAGUUAAUUCGUUUGUAAAUUUUGAGAAUUCUGUGAGCUUCAAUUAUGAAGAAAGUCUCAUAAGUGCACCUUAUAUUGACGAAGACACAUCCGAUUCAUCCUAUGAAACUGCAGAAAAAAAUAUAAAUUAUAAUAAUAAUAUGAGUCAACCCAAAACUAUAGUUGAACCACAAAUUAUGGAAAAAUCGAAUAAUAUAGAAGAAAGUGAAAAUGUUCAAUAUUUAAAAAAUAAUGGAAAAAUAAAAGAUAAUGAAAAUUUACAAGAUUAUGAAAAAGAAAAAUUAAAAAAAAAAAAUCACACUGAAAAGGAAGUGCAAACAGAAAAAGAAAAGCGUUCCAAUAAAGAAGAUAAUUCCAAAAAAGGAAAACGUACCAAAAAAGAAAAGCAUAGCGAAAAAGAAAAAGAUAGCGACAAAGAAAAAGAUAGCGACAAAGAAAAAGAUAGCGACAAAGAAAAAGAUAGCGACAAAGAAAAAGAUAGCGAAAAAGAAGAGAAACAAAAUAAAUUCAAAAUGAAGGAUGAUUUAUUAGAAAUUAUGGAUUUAAUAAGAUUAGAAUCUUCAGAUGAACCAGAGAAAUCUAACAAUACUGGUAAAAAAAAGAAAAAAAAAAAAAGGUUUUUGAAAAAUUUUGAAAAUGUAGAAAAUUCAUCUAGAAAUAAGAAUUUUAAAAAGAUCUUUUCUAAAAAUAAAUAUACCUUAGAAGAUGAAGUUAAAUCUAUUUGUAAAGAUGGAUUUAAUAAAAAAAAGGUAUUGAUAAAAGUAAAUAUGUUUUCCAAUACUGAUGAUAAUUUUUUCAUUAGUGAUGAUGAUACAAAAACAUGCGUUGAUAGGACAUAUUAUGAUUUAUUAAAUGUUGAACCAGAUGCAAGUUUCGAUGAAAUUAAAUAUAGCUAUCGUAAGUUAGCUUUACAAUAUCAUCCAGAUAAGAAUAUAAAUGAUCCUGAAGCAAAUGAUAAGUUUCAAAAAAUAAAUGAAGCUUAUCAAGUGCUAAGUGAUCAAAACAGAAGAAAAAUGUAUGAUGAGGGUGGAAUGAAAGCUACAGAAAAUAUGUUUUUUAUUGAUGCAGCUACCUUUUUUACGAUGAUAUAUAGUUCAGAAAAACUUAAUAAAUAUAUUGGUAUUUUAAAAAUAACAACAUUUGUUCAAAUAUUAUAUGAAAACAAAAUAUAUACUGAUAAAUUAGGAGAUUUCCAAGAUGUAAUAAAAAAUAUCUUAUUAAAGGAUCAAACUAAAAGAGAGGUUGAAUUAGCUGUUUUAUUAAAAGAGAGAUUACAACCAUAUGUAGAUGGGGAUGAAAAUUGGAUUGAUAAUAUGAGAAAAGAAAUUAAAGAAUUACUUGAUUCUUCAUUUUCUGAAUCUAUUUUACAUUCAGUAGGAUGGGUAUAUAAAAAUAUAUCUAGUAGAUAUAUAAAAAAAAUGAAAAGUAUUUUAGGUUUAAAAGCAGUGGGAGAAAAUAUGCAAGCCUAUUUAAGGUGUGUAGAUAAUAUAUAUAAGGGAAAGCAAACAAUAAAUAAAAUUAUUCAGAGUUUUGACUUACUUUCCGUUUUAGAAGGUGAGGAGCUUAGUAUGAAAUUAGGAGAUAUAAUAUGUGAUGCCUUAAGAUUAAUGUUAUGGGAUAUAGAAUCAACAGUUAAGGAUGUAGCUAAGCGUGUUUUACGAGAUGAAGGAGUACAUAAGACAACUAGAUUAAAAAGGGCAGAAGCUAUGUUAAUUUUAGGGAAUUUAAUGUUAGAGAUAUCUGGUAUUGUUGGCAAUGAUUUUAUAAGUUAUAAAGUGGAUGGUAUGAAAGUAUUAGAAAGUGCAUUAAUGAAUUCAAUACGAUUUAGUGAAAAUAACGAUGACGAUUAA